UUCUUUUGUGUCUGCCUGUGUAUAUUGUGUUUGUUUAUCCAAACAGCAGCUUGGAUUUGGAACAACAGCACACAGAUAAUGGAUAGUGAUUAGAUGAGUUUGUCUCUUUAGCUUCUACAAAUCAAGAGUGAAUCCCAGCUGGAUUUAUUUCUUCCAUCAGUAUAGCCCUGCAAGCCUCUGUGGUAUCAAACCCAAGGCUCUGAAAUAAUCACACCCUCUGCAAAAAAACAAACAAACCAAAAGACAAAAAAAAAACCAAGCAGAAAGAGGGGUCAGGAAGUGACUUCAGACCAUCUCAACAGUCAGUUUGCAGCAGGUGUCACGUGCCAUUUCUUCCCCAAGACCUCCAUAGGACUACUUCAGCUUUACUUUUUCUAAAACAGUUUCUGAAUUUCAGAGAUGAUGGAAGGUGCAAAAUCUCUUUGGCUGUUUCUCCUGCUCAACCACCUGCCACUCUGCCCUGUCGGUGCUGACGCAGUCCUUUCAACAACUCAAAUAUAUUCACAAGACUAUUCCCAAGACCAAAGAAGCAGCCCCACACUUGCUGUGAGUACUACCCUCAGAACAAGUGAAGACAAAGACUCCAUCAAUGGCACUCGUGGUGACUGCUUGGUUGACACUGAGAUGGGUCUGAUUGCUAUAAGUUCAGCUGGAGGUCUCAUUGUGUGCUUGCUGGCUGCUACUGUGGUACUGGCAUGCCAGGUCUGCAGCCUUCAGCGCCAGGUUUAUGGCCCUCGCACCUCACGGUCCAACAUGGACUUAGUAAGCAGUACAGGCUACUGGGGCACAGACCAACCAGAGAUUGCAGGCCUGGUUGGACCAUAUGAUGCCAGUGUCAUGCUUGAGGAGGUGAAAGAAGACAAGACUGAGGAAGAGAGGCAGGCUGAAACAAAAGGAACAAUGGAGGACGAUGGGGCAGGACUCAAGGAAGGGGCAAUGGCAAUAGCGUUUGAUCCUCAGGACGAUCAAAGUCAUAUGCACAGCUCCAACUUCAAGGACUCCUGUUUGGAGAUUCCCAGGGAUUUAGAAGACAUGCCCCUUGUUGUGUAAGGAGGUAACCCUACUUCAGUAAAUCCAGUCACAUACACAACUAAUCAGUUUAGCUGAUUUAAAAUAUAUUAACUUGGCUUGUUUCAAUCACAUCCUUUCCAACAGAGAUGCACCAAUUGUUAAAUCAUGGGCAAAUAUAAAAUGAAAUAAACGAAUUAUAUUAAUGGAGAUUUUUUUAAA
Molecule: messenger RNA, 1230 nt
Organism: Pundamilia nyererei
Lineage: Eukaryota; Metazoa; Chordata; Actinopteri; Cichliformes; Cichlidae
Exons: 3
Coding region: 400-1050 (216 amino acids)
Cellular component (GO): membrane
Source: RefSeq, a predicted model, not a curated record